Neurospora crassa OR74A is the source of this 3099-nucleotide messenger RNA. RefSeq lists its product as hypothetical. The record is from RefSeq and is a predicted model, not a curated record. Gene Ontology annotation, biological process: lipid metabolic process. Lineage: Eukaryota; Fungi; Ascomycota; Sordariomycetes; Sordariales; Sordariaceae. The transcript is spliced from 2 exons. Bases 572 to 2860 code for a protein of 762 amino acids.
UAUUUUUCUUCUCGGACUUUCAUUCGCAAAUUCCAGCUUUAUUUCUUCUUGCAUUCUUUUAAUCCUGUUCUGAACAACCUGAAGAGACAAGACAAGACAAGACAAGACACGUCGGUCGCUGCUUGGUGAGUGGUGAACGAACGGGUUAGUCUAGUGACGGAAGAAGUCCAACAAAAAUUAUUUUUGCUUUUUGAAGUUGUUUUUUGUUGAAUUCUGAGUGAAAUUAUCACUUACCUCACCUCACCAACAACUUCUUUUCUCUUUCUCUGCAUCUUUUACAUCACAUCGCCAUCUCCAAUUCCCUAACUAUACUAGAGAGAGGUAUCUACUGCAAAGGUCCUGCCUGUCCUAUUGUUUGACGGCCCGCCCGCUGCAACGCAACGUACCCCAACUCAACCUACCGAACGUAACCGCCCGCAACGCAACGCAACGCAACGCACCCCUACUCGCGCCGUUCGUUCCGUUCCGUUCCGUUUCGUUGAAGGUCUGCCUGCAGCAGCUACCUAGGUAUCUACCUCUACAGAUACAGAUACAGCAGGGGACACGACACGACACGACAUGACAUGACAAGAUGUCACCCCUCACAUCACCCCUCACAUCAACCCUCACAUCAACACCACCACCACCACCACCAGACGCCACAAUCAACCUCGCAACCCACUACCUAACCACCUACCGCUCCAUCUUCUACCACGCCCUUUACUACUACGACGACACUACCCCCACCAAAGUCCAACCGUUCCUCGUCCCCUUUUGCCUCGUCGGCGCCUUUGUUUUACCCAUUGCGUUUCUCUGCAUCCCGCAGUACUCCGUCGUCACCACUACAACCACCGGAGGAGCCAACGGGGAGGAGAAAACCCAACAACAAGUGAGGGUACGAAGGGAAUGGGUCCAUUGGCUGCGAUGGGUCGUGGGUGCGGUUAUCGUUUGGUGGAAUCUGGGGGUGGUGGUUGGGUUACCUGGUUUUGGCGGGCUGGGACUUGGGUUUGGGGCAGCGGAGGGAGGUGAAGGGGGAUGGUUUAGUCCGGGAAGAACAACGACGACGGCAAGCGCUUGUACGGCUUUGUCGUAUGCGGCGGGACUGAUGGGUGGGUGGGGAACGAUUUGGGGGUUGGAGACGGUGGUGUUUGGGGGGUAUCAGGGUGUGGCGAUGAGGGUGAGGAGGAGGAGGUUGGAGAAUGGUCGUGGUGGUGAUGGUCGUGGUGGUGGACAGGCAACUCAGACUCAGACUCAGGCUCAGGAGGGAGAGAAGGGUGGGAUUGUGAAUGGGAAUUUGAACACGGGAACGAACGGCAAUGGAAACGGCAACCCUGAUACAGCGGACUUGCGACGGAGGAAUCUCAACGGGAGUGGCAAGGCUGCUUCAUCGGCUUUUAGAACUACCGAGUCUACUGAUGAGACGCAAAGUCCAGGCGAAAAUGAACACAAGGAAAAGGGAAAGAGAUGGACAGUAGACGAAACGAUCGACUUCGACAAGUACGAGUACUACUGGGAGCCGUACCCGGACAACGGCACCAUUUGGGAGAGACUCGAUUGGGUCAUGGACAUGUUUAAUUCCUUCCGGGGAGCCGGCUGGAACUACUCCAUCUCAUCCAUCCCCUCUCUCCAACCGCCCGUUAUCCCCCCUUUGCCAGAAUCCACCACCACCACCCCCUCCUCCUCCUCCUCCUCCUCCUCCUCCUCUUCUUCUCAUGUGGAAAUCCUCCCCUACUUCCCAACCGGCCUCCCCGUCUCCUUCGCCAACCUCCCCGUCUCAUCCCACCAACACUUCCACCGCCCCCUCACCGCCCGCUCCUUCCUCCUCUCUCGUCUCCAGCCCAUGCUCUGGUCCUACCUCGCCCUCGACUUCUUUUCCAUCUCUGCCCGCCUCGACCCCUACUUCGUCAUUGGCCCCAACGGUCCCCUCCGUCAUCCAACCUACCUCUCCUCUCUCGCCUCCUCUUCUUCUUCCUCCCCAUCGGUCCACCUCCCACCUCUAUCCCUCGCCUGCGCCAAGUUCUUGGCAAGCCUCCCGCCCUGGGGCCUCAACUUCUUCCGAAGCUUCUUUUCUUUAAGCGGCAUUUUGGGUGGGCUGUUUCUCUACAGCUACCUCUGGCAACUAACCCAGUUUUUCGUCUUGGGGCGCUGGCUAAGACUGGAAACCCACGGGAUGGGGAUCCUGGAUGAGUUGUGGCGGUAUCCCGAUUUGUUCGGGGGGUUUGUGCGGAAUGUUUUGGAUCGAGGCUUAGCGGGCUUUUGGGGCGGGUGGUGGCAUCAGAGUUUCCGAGUGGGGUUUACGGGCCCGGUUAGGUACCUCGUCAAGCAGGGAAUUCUUGGAAAGGAAGGAAAGGGAAACAAAAAGGUGGUAAUGACGGUGGUACAAAUGGCCACCGCCUUCCUCCUAAGCGGCUUCCUGCACGCCCUCGGCGGCUAUUCAUCCACCGCCUUCCGCAUUUCUUCUUCUGAGAGGGAAGAUCUCCUAACAGGCGACAAACAAAACAGACUGGUUGCCUUUCUUGAACCCGUCGGUUUUUUUGUCUUUCAGUUCUUGGGGUGUCUGGUCCAAGCUCUCCUCAUCGCCAUUAUCAACAACAACAAUAGAGUCACCUCUACUACUCGAGAGAUGCCCAAGUGGUUGAAAAGAACAGGCAACGGCCUUUUCGUGCUGCUGUGGCUGCAUUCAACUAGAUGGAUGUUGAUUGACGAUAUGGCAAGGUCGGGAUUAUUCCUGUAUGAACCGGUGCCCAUUUCGGUGUUUAGGUUGUUGGGGCUGGGAGGGAUGCCGGGUGAGGGAAGGUGGGAUUGGUGGAGGUUGGAUUGGGAGUAUGUGCCUAGUUUGUGGUGGGGGAAUAGGUGGUGGGAGAAGGGGUUUAGGAUGUGAGGGGAUGAAUGGGGAGGGAUGUGCAAAGGGAAGGAGAAGGGUGGUGGUUGUUACAAAGGGACAUGGGAUACUAAGGUCUGGAAAAAUGAAGAAUGAAAGAGUUGGAUAUCAAUGGAAAGCAUGGCGUUCGAAAGAAAAUCGAAAGAGGAAAAUAGGGAUAGAAAGUAUUCAUAGAUGGACAUGGCAUCGAUAAGCUAUAGACAUAGAAAGACAUCAUCGCUCUUAAGACUUUUUUGCAC